Messenger RNA from Didymosphaeria variabile, 402 nucleotides. RefSeq lists its product as uncharacterized. NCBI's taxonomy places the organism in Eukaryota, Fungi, Ascomycota, Dothideomycetes, Pleosporales, Didymosphaeriaceae. Gene Ontology annotation, molecular function: oxidoreductase activity. The transcript is spliced from 2 exons. The record is from RefSeq and is a predicted model, not a curated record. The coding region runs from base 1 to 402 and encodes 133 amino acids.
AUGGUGCAAGCACUUAUAUGCUUGUUCAGCAAACGCGAGGAUCUUACCUUCAACGAGUUCAGAGAAGCUAUGGAAACUCGAUUUGUCCCGCUACUGGAAAAGCUCACUGGUCCUCUGUUUCCACUCACAUAUUCACGACGCUACAUCGCCGCAGACGGCAACGCAAGAGAAAGACAUAGGUCGGGCCCAUUGGGGCUUCCCUCAUUGAUAGUUGGCGAGGCAGAAUCAAUAACCUGGGACGCUCUAAUCGAAGCGACAUUCGAGGAUGAUUUGCACCUGCAACAGUUCAUGUCAUUCAUCAACGAAUCUGAAGCGGCGGAAGAGCUGAUGGAGUGCGAGUCCAGCUUCUCGGAUAGUGGCAGACUUCGCAUCAUCGUAAUGGAGAACAACGUGUCCGCGUGA